UUGCGAAGGAGCCUUCCAGCAGGUCGACCACCGACAGUGUCGUUUUGAAAUCGGUGCAACCAGACACGUGGGGAACAAGUAAUAGUAUUGAUUAUGUAACGAAAGAUGAACUCCUUACAUGGAUUCAGGAUAAAGAUAACGUAUUGCAGAGAGACAUAAACCCUGCGACUGAUGGGUGAUCAGUCCAGGAUUCAUCCUGUCCUUCACUCGCUCCGAGUCUGCUGGUGACUGAUUAUGGGGUUCGAAAUGAAGACCUGAUGACUACAUCAAAUACAGACAAAAGCCACUAGCAAGUUUCUUAGAACAAAAUAGUGUUCCAUUCGUUUUAAAUCAAAUCGCAUGAAAUGAGAAUCAGCUCUCAAUACAAGGGAAGGAGCAUGUCCCAUGUCAAUUUCUUUUAAUUAAGUGAUUCUAGACUUUAUUAACUCACACUUGGAGAAAAAAAAACAUCUCUGCUUUUCAAGCAGAUAUGACUGACAAUGUGAGCUCCAGAGUUGACAAACUUGACACCCCAACUAAUAUUUCCCUGAGUCCCAGCCUUGCCAUUUCCCAGUCCCUGGAGUAUAAGACGGUGUCUGUCUUCUUGGUCCUGUUGGUGUGUAGUGUUGGCAUUGUGGGAAAUAUCAUGGUGGUCCUUGUUGUCCUGACCACCCGUCACAUGAGGACACCAACUAAUUGUUACCUGGUGAGCUUGGCCAUAGCUGAUCUAACUGUACUAGUAGCGGCUGGACUUCCGAACAUCUCAGACAGUCUCACGGGAACCUGGGUGUUUGGGCACGCCGGCUGCUUGGGAAUCACCUACCUGCAGUACUUGGGCAUCAAUGUGUCAUCCUGCUCCAUCACAGCCUUCACUGUGGAAAGGUACAUCGCAAUCUGCCAUCCAAUGAAGGCUCAGACUGUGUGCACAGUGUCCAGGGCCAAGAAGAUAAUUGCAGGGGUUUGGAUCGCCACCUGUAUUUACUGCAUAUUAUGGUUUUUCCUUGUGGAUAUACAGGUGAGCCUGGAUGGACAUGUUCAGUGUGGGUACAAGGUGAAGCGGGAGCUCUACCUGCCCAUCUACCUCAUCGACUUUGCUAUUUUCUAUGUCGUCCCAUUACUUCUCGCUAUCGUGCUCUACGGACUGAUAGCACGGAUUCUCUACCUCGGACCUCUGCCAAACCAACCCGAAACCAGUGCUACCACUUUGCGCCAAACCUGUCGACAGGUCACAGAAACGGGGAAGAGAAGUCGACCACGCCACCCGAAGAGUGCACUGUCCUCCAGGAAACAGGUGACAAAGAUGUUAGCUGUGGUGGUGAUCCUAUUCGCUCUGCUCUGGAUGCCCUAUCGAACAUUAGUUUUGAUCAACUCUUUUGUGUCCACACCUUAUUUGGAUGCCUGGUUCCUAUUAUUUUGUCGGACGUGCAUUUAUUCCAACAGCGCAAUCAACCCCGUGAUAUACAAUGCCAUGUCUCAGAAGUUCCGCUCAGCAUUUCGUGGGCUGUACCACUGCAAGCAGCAAGAGGGAAAGCAGAGGAGAUUGUCAGUCACCCCUGCAGGAUUUGUAACGGUCCGCGACCCUCAUACGUCAUUGUCCAAUAUGGGUGGACCAAAUGAAGAAGCCAAAAGAGCGAUUGUAAAUGCUGCUACAGACGUAAACAUAAAACUUAAUGGAAAUGAUCAUCAAGAGAUGAAGGUGAUCGAUGGCAACCAAGCAGACAAUUUUAUUUGGCCAGCAUCUUAUUGUUUACAUGUCAGUUCCAUUGACACGUCCCUCCUAAGUGAUGUGAAGGAGUCUCAUUCAAACGCUGACACAGUUUAUUUUCCUGACACGCAUCCAAAAAAAAACUCAACUGGAUGCUCCAUGAAUAUAUAGAAAGCUACUUAAUUUAUAGAAAUUUGAAAUACCCAUCUAACUAUUGAUGUCAAAAUAUUAUUUCUCAAUGACAAAAAAAAAAAAAACAAUCUCUAAAAAAAAUCCAUCAAGUAUUAACAACAGAAAGUCAAAUCCAAAAUGUUCUUUGUGACAAUAUUUUCGAUGUACCUGCACUGGUCUAGUCCGUAUUCUUUGUGGAGUAAGAAUUAAGAAGCCUAACCCACCCAUUUUCAGCCAUCCAAGGAGGCUGACAUUGUAAGCAGUACUGCCACCUGCUGUUGACUGAAACUGAAGACCAAAUGCCCUUGUUCUCGUAUAGGGAACCCACUACCCGAUUUUCUAGGUUUGGUCUUGUGACUUUUCCAAAGCGAAAAAAAAAAAAAAAUCACGACCAGCACCAGAACCAGAACCACCAGUUUAUUGACUGUGUUGCUACAGAGGAGUUGUGUUAAUAAAUCUAAAAUCAAUUUUCGUGUCAUCAUUUCACAAUUUCUGUCUUCACUGGUUUGAAUAAAUGUUCAUAGUGAGGCGAUUGGAUGAAUUCCUUCAGGGAAAAGAAAAAAAUAAAAGAGUUUUUAUGACGUUCCUUAAGAACACUAUAUAAGAUAUCAAAACUGCUCUUUUUCUUUUGGUAUGACAUCUUGAUCUUGUAUUUGUAAGGUUUAGUGCUGUGAAUGUCAUGUGAUCGACUACUUUUGCAUAACUCUGCCUAUCUACCCAAAAAUACUCUAUUUGUUUAUUUGGCCCUAAAAAGAAUGGAUGCGUAUAUUAUUUGUACAGUAUAGUAAGCAAAUUUGAAAGCUCACGCUGAGUGAAGUAAAACCGAAAUGUACAAACAAACUUAUCAUGCCACUGGCAGUCAAAUUUAUGAGUCAAUCCAAUAUUUGUAGCAUCUAGUUGCUAACGUUGUCUGGCUGCUGUUCUUUACUACUAAUUGUUAUGUCCAGUUAAUACAUUAAGACUGUCUUAUAAAAACAGCCCUUUAUACAAUACUGUACAGUGCCGUGAAAAAGUAUUUGCCCAUCUUCCUGAUUUCUGUGUUCUUUGCAUAUUUAUAUC
Hippocampus comes (tiger tail seahorse) is the source of this 2914-nucleotide messenger RNA. RefSeq names its product thyrotropin releasing hormone receptor 2 (gene trhr2). NCBI's taxonomy places the organism in Eukaryota, Metazoa, Chordata, Actinopteri, Syngnathiformes, Syngnathidae. Gene Ontology annotation, molecular function: thyrotropin-releasing hormone receptor activity. The record is from RefSeq and is a predicted model, not a curated record. Bases 470 to 1855 code for a protein of 461 amino acids. Gene Ontology annotation, biological process: phospholipase C-activating G protein-coupled receptor signaling pathway. Gene Ontology annotation, cellular component: membrane. The transcript has 7 exons.